Messenger RNA from Cuscuta campestris, 2636 nucleotides. The record is from the annotation of a GenBank genome assembly. NCBI's taxonomy places the organism in Eukaryota, Viridiplantae, Streptophyta, Magnoliopsida, Solanales, Convolvulaceae.
GUGUAGAAGCCAGACUGGCCAGAUGUGUUUGAAGAUGUUGAAAACUAUGUUGCAAAUAAUGAGAUGGUGAUAAGAAGCCAAGAAAAUGAGAAACAUCUAAGAGUUUCAACGACAAUAAAAAAGAAAACAAGGAAAAGGUAGAAAAAAUUGGGGGAAAAAGCACACGGGCCACAACCCUAUUAUUAUGGCUGGCUCCCCUUCCUUCCUUCCUUAUCUCCUCCAUUCCUCUCUUGAACCUUGCGCCAUCAUCUUCACUGGCACUCUCUCUUUCUUCUCGAAUCCACCACACAAACAAACUAUAGAAAAUUGAUUAAAGUAACAGUAAGCCUCUGAUAAAAGAAGAAACCCCAGAUAUCUGAAAUUCAUGAAUCUCAGAAUUUCGGUGGUUUAAACUCUCUUUCUGAACACUCAAUUUCUUGAAAGAAAUCGCAGAGUACAAUGAAGAGGGAUCGCGAUCGACCCAAGGAGGAGAGCUCUUUGAUGGGCAAAUCAAAGAUUUGGGAAGAGCCCCCGCCUGAUGGAGGGAUGGACGAGCUUCUGGCCGUUUUGGGCUACAAGGUGAAGAGUUCGGACAUGGCGGAGGUAGCUCAGAAGCUCGAGCAGCUUGAGAUGGCCAUGGGGACGACGAUGGAAGAUGGGAUUUCCCAUCUCGCAACUUCUACGGUUCACUACAAUCCUUCUGAUCUGACCGGCUGGAUCCAGAGCAUGCUCUCCGAGCUCAACGCCUCUUCUGCUUUCUCCCCAGAUUUCGACGCCCUUCCUCGUCACUCUGCUUGCAGCGCCGUGGUUAGCGACGAAUUGGUCGUUUCCGGCGAACCAUCCUCGGCUAUUACGGGCGGCCAUGGUAGGAGGAUCUCCGAUGAUGAUUUGAGGGCGAUUCCGGGCGGCGCUAUCUUCGGAAACGGCAAUAGAGAGCAGAAGGGGCGAGAUCCGGCGUCGGAGUCUUACAAAAGACAGAAAUCCUCGGCUGGAUCUGAUUUCUCCGCCAAAUCGGCGGCGGAGAUGGGCGGAGCGGUGGCUACAGAGGCUGCUCGGCCGGUGGUUCUGGUGGAUUCUCAGGAAACCGGCGUCCGGCUUGUCCAUACCCUGAUGGCCUGCGCCGAAGCCGUUCAGCAGGAGAAUUUCAAGUUCGCGGACGCCCUGGUGAAACACAUCGGAGUUCUCGCCGUUUCCCAGGCCGGAGCAAUGCGCAAGGUGGCCACAUAUUUCGCGGAGGCCCUCGCCCGCCGGAUUUACAAAAUCUACCCCAAAGACACCUUCGACACCUCCUUCAACGACGUCCUCCAGAUGCACUUCUACGACGCCUGCCCCUACCUGAAAUUCGCCCACUUCACCGCCAACCAAGCCAUCCUCGAGGCCUUCUCCGAUUCCCCCCGCGUCCACAUCAUCGAUUUCAGCCUGAAUCAAGGGCUGCAGUGGCCGCCGCUGAUGCAGGCUUUAGCACUCCGUCCCGGCGGCCCGCCGGCCUUCCGGCUCACCGGAAUCGGCCCUCCCCAGAAGGACAACAUCGAUGCUCUUCAAGAAGUCGGCUGGAAACUUGCCCAGUUUGCCGAGAGUAUCGGCGUGGAGUUCGAGUUCAGGGGAUUCAUGGCUAAUUCUCUUUCUGACAUAGACCCAAAAAUGUUGGACAUGAGACCGAGCAAGUACGAGGCUGUGGCGGUGAACUCCAUUUUCGAGCUCCACCGGAUGUUGGCCAGAAGCGGCGGGAUAGAGAAGGUGUUGGACUCCAUCAAAGGGAUGAAGCCGAGGAUUGUCACGGUUGUGGAGCAGGAAUCGAACCACAACGGCGAGGUUUUCCUGGACCGGUUCAACGAGGCCUUGCAUUAUUACUCAACCAUGUUCGACUCCCUGGAGAGCUCCUCCGGGCAGUCUCCGGUCAACAGCCACGACCUGGUGAUGUCGGAGCUCUACCUGGGGCAGCAGAUCUGCAACGUGGUGGCGUGCGAAGGGGCGGACCGGUCCGAGCGCCAUGAGAGUCUGAGUCAGUGGAGGAAGAGGAUGAGGACGGCCGGGUUCGACCCGGUUCCCCUCGGCUCGAACGCUUUCAAGCAGGCGAGUAUGCUCCUGGAGAUGUUCGCCGGCGGAGGUGGGUACCGGGUGGAGGAGAACGACGGUUGCCUGAUGUUGGGGUGGCACACCAGGCCGCUGAUUGCCACCUCCGCUUGGAAGCCGAGCGCCGGCGUGCCGCAGUGAGUCGAUCAACUCGUGGGUGCCGAGUCUGUGCCGAGUUGAUUGGUUGUGUGGAGUGAGGGACAGAGAAAGAGACGGUCCCAAAAUGAGUCAAAUCAUGUCUUCUAUUUUCCCUCUCUCUAUCUUCUUUUUUUUUAAAAAAAAUUUACUGCAUGAAAAGUCGUCCUUUUUUUUUAUUUUAAUUUUUACAAGUUUGAUAAGUUUUUGUAAUGGUUUGAUUUGGGUGUUUGUUCACAUAAUGUGGUCUAGGACUUUUCCCCUUCUAAAAAAAUGUUGCUAUAUAUUUAUUAGGGGAGAGUAAAUUAGUUGAGGGGUGUUUGAUGAAUCCGCAUGUUUGGUGUGGAAGAAUAAGACAUUUGGUAUUAUAAUGUACAAAAAUCCCUAUCUUCUUCUUCCCUUCUCGUCUCAGCCGUGACAGCUUCUUUAAUUAAAUUUUCAGGUGUGGG